Molecule: messenger RNA, 216 nt
Organism: Acanthamoeba castellanii str. Neff
Lineage: Eukaryota; Discosea; Longamoebia; Acanthamoebidae
Exons: 2
Coding region: 1-216 (71 amino acids)
Source: RefSeq, a predicted model, not a curated record
AUGAGCGGGAACUAUCAGAGCAUCGCCGACGAACUGGCUGCCGUCACGCAGCGUUUUCACGAAACACAGGAGGGUCUCAUGAUCCAAGGACGCGAGAUGAAACGACUGCAGAGCGAGCUGUCGGCCAAAACUGCGCAGAGCAACCUGAAGUUGAACUCGGAAAUCAACGGCCUCAAGACCCACCUCACCUUUUUGCAUCACAAAUAUGGGAUUUAA